AUGUCUCAGAUCUCAAGCCUAAAGUUUUGGAUGGCAAAUUUGGCAAAACUAGAGUUUGCUGCCUUGGACCUUUAUGGGGACAACUUUUUAUCAUGGGUCCUGGAUGCCAAAAUUCAUCUACGAGCCAAUGGCCUCGGACAAACAAUUGUAGAUGAGAAUAAUGCUUCGCCUGAAGAGAAUGCGAAGGCCAUGAUCUUUCUUCGCCGCCACAUCCAUGAGGCGCUGAAAAGCGAUUAUGUGGUGGUUGAUGAACCGUUGCAAUACAGACAUAGCAGUUUCAAGAAGUACUCUGAACUUGUAUCUUGCCUCUUGUUAGCUGAGCAGAAUAAUGAGCUAUUAUUAAAGAAUCACCAAUCUCGCCCAACGGGCUCAGCGCCACUUCCUGAAAUAAAUGCUGCAUCUCAGGAAGUGAAUGCCACUUCAUCUCGUGGUAAUAUCCACAAACGGGGGCGAUGGGGCAAGCGUGGCCACUGGCAAGGAAAUAGAAAAAAUCGUGGUGCUCGUUCAGAGGGUUUAGGUCCAAGGAGUGGUCCAUCCACGAACGGCAAAAAUGCAUCCCGUAAUAAGGGAAAGGCACAGAUGAGCCAUGUGCCUAGAAAUGUUGAUAGCCCUUGUCACAGAUGUGGUGCAAAGGGACAUUGGCUGAAGUGUUGUUUCCUUAAUGUACUAUAUGCAUUAGCUGAAGUGUUGUUUCCUUAA
This is a messenger RNA of Prunus dulcis (almond), 699 nucleotides long. RefSeq lists its product as uncharacterized. The record is from RefSeq and is a predicted model, not a curated record. Bases 1 to 699 code for a protein of 232 amino acids. The transcript has 3 exons. NCBI's taxonomy places the organism in Eukaryota, Viridiplantae, Streptophyta, Magnoliopsida, Rosales, Rosaceae.